Molecule: messenger RNA, 1644 nt
Organism: Cuscuta europaea
Lineage: Eukaryota; Viridiplantae; Streptophyta; Magnoliopsida; Solanales; Convolvulaceae
Source: the annotation of a GenBank genome assembly
CAUUGGUUAAUCUAGCCGCUACACUUCAAAACGGCUACUUCCGCUUCCUUUGGCGCGAACGAACUUCCAUUAUUCAGCACGGAUUUACUCCGACUAUGAAAUUAUUAUGGAGAAUUGUUAUUCAUCAUCAACGUCUUUCAGUCUUCUCCCCCAAUCUGACCUUUCUUCGUCGCCAUCCUCCUUGGCGUCAAGAUUUCCUUACUUCCGCGCCAUUUUCAUCUUCCCAUGGACACGCCCGCAGCGAAGACGAACCGCAUGGGGAAUAUUCUGGUCAAAACUCUCUCCUUCGGUGUCCUCGUCUUCCUCGCCCGCUUCGCUUACUUCAUCACCAUUACAGGCAAUACUUACGACUCCCGUGCAGUCACUGACGCGAUCAAUACCGCCGCUGCCGUCCGUCUCCGGGACUUCUACUCUUCCCUCUUCCAUGAUCUCAUCGCCGAGGGAUUCCUCUCCCUCAAUUCCAAAACUCUCUGCAUCGGAACCCUAACCGGUGAGGACGUGGCCACAUUGCGAGAAAUCGGGGUCGCCGAUUCAAUCGGCAUAGCCACGAAAUCAUCUCCGCCGCUAGUAGUUCGGUACGGUCAUGGCUCUCGGAUUCCAUUCAAUGACGAAGCUUUUGACUUCAUAUUUUCCGGCAAUAUGGAUCUGGAGCGUACGGAUAGACCGAUCGAGUUCGCGAAGGAAGUUUCGAGAACCCUAAAACCGGGAGGCUUCUUCGUUGUCCUUACAUCAGGAACAGAUCUGUACAGUCUGAACUCCCUUCUCGCGUUAUUCAAUUCCUGCAGAGCAAUUCGAACCAGUGAAAUUGACGGAUUUGAUUUCCCAUCUCGAAACAUUCGCCAAGUCGUGUUGAUGAAAGACAAUUCAAUUCCUGAUGAUUAUGUUGAUGCGAGGAGAAAAAAAGCUUCCAAAUGCUCUGCUCCAGGGUUCAUGCAUGAAUUGAUAAGAAAAGCAGAACCACUGAUUGCAGAAGAGCCAUUGAAGCCCUGGGUAUCUUUUAGGAGAAAUUUAAAAAACAUUACAUAUCUCUCUUCCAUAGUAGAUAUCAGCUUCAAGAAUAAAUAUAUAUACAUUGACGUUGGAUCUAGGAACUAUGCCUCCAGCAUAGGAAGUUGGUUUAAAAAGCAUUAUCCAAAACAGAACAAACCAUUCCAGAUCUAUGCAAUUGAAGCAGACAGCAUAUUCCACGAUGAAUAUAGAACGAAGAAAGGGGUUACCCUUGUUCCUUACGCUGCUUGGAUCAGGAACGAGACUCUGUUCUUUGAGAUAACCAGAGAACCAAACAAGAACAUGGAUAGAUCCAGAGGAGGAAUGGGGAGGAUUCAAACAGUGCAGUCUUCAUUGGAAUUCACAGGGAAGGCGGACAAGAUUCAGGGGUUUGAUUUUGCGAAAUGGUUGAAGAGUUUGGGGUUGAGGAACGAUUAUGUGGUGAUGAAGAUGGAUGUGGAAGGGACGGAGUUUCAUCUGAUUCCGAGGAUGAUUGAGAGUGGGGUGAUGUGUUUGGUGGAUGAGCUGUUCCUGGAAUGCCAUUACAAUAGGUGGCAGAGGUGUUGCCCAGGUGUUAGAAGUCCAAAAUAUCAAAAGACUUAUAAUCAAUGCCUUGCUCUGCUUUCUUCUCUUAGAGAGAGGGGUGUUCUGGUGCAC